AUGGCUAUUCUACUUCAUCCUCCAGAAAAAGGGCGGUCACGAGCCAGCGCUACUCCAGCAGGCGAGUCCGAGGAGCGGGAGCACGCAGGCUCGCUCUUAUUGAGGGAUCUGAAACGCAACAUCUCCAAGGCACAGCUCAUUGUCCGUCCCGCUAAGCCCACCUUCGCUCUUCACUGCUCUGUUUGUGUGGAGGCCCCUCCCUCCUCCUUCUCCGCCCCCUUUCCCACACCCUGGGCCAAGAGCUUCCCGGACACCAAGAAAGCUGCUGUCCGGGAGCGAGUUGGGGGUGACCCACGGCCUGGCCUCACUGGCCCGCGCUCCCUUCUGCAGCUAGGAUACCGGUGCGCUCCGGUGCUGUACGGCCGGCUCGCCUGCAGUCCAGCGGGCCGGGGGAGGAUGGCUGCCAUCAAGGCCUUACAGCAGUGGUGCCGGCAGCAGUGUGAGGGCUACCCCGGGGUCAGCAUCGUCAACAUGACCACCUCCUUCAGGGACGGGUUGGCCUUCUGUGCCAUCCUGCACCGGCACAGACCAGACCUCAUAUGCAAGCAGUGUUCCAGCACACUCCACUCAGGUGCCUACAAGUCCACAGGGGAGCCUGGUAUCUUCGUCUGCAUGAACCACCACACCAAAGCUUCCAUCCCACACUCCAAGUCUCCUAGUACAGAUCGGAAGCAGCCAGCAGCCGGCUAUGCAAGUCGGACCAUCUCUGUUCCCAUGGACACCACAUCCCCUGGGGUAUCCCGGAGGGCCCAGGAGCCAGACAAACUAAGAGAAGUUGGGCAGAAAACCAACCAGCCUGGCAGAGAGCCUGUUAGUAAUUCCACUGCCAAGGGCUUUGUCCAUUCGUCUGGAUGGAACUCCUCCUCUGUGGGCAGUAGUGCCAUGAACUCCCUCAGUCCCAUCAACCCAGCCCUCCAGAAGUCCCCCUCCAGUACAAGUGCUUCUCCAAACUCUUUCCUCAACCGGUUUACCCAGAAUUCUUCUCCAGUGGGAGGCAAGCCCAGUGGUGUUACCAAUAACUCCCCUGUGGGAUGGUCGUCUGCUCAAAGAAAAUCAGAGCCACUUAAGACCCCUGCCCCGAGCAGAUUAGAUUUGCACACGACUUCUCCUCAGGGUAAAUUAAGCUUUAGUGCAACAACUCACAGUCCACUAAAUACAGGCAAGUCUCCUUGGGGCAAAUCAGACUCUCAAGCCAAAACUCCGAGCAUCACUUCCCAGAUUAAAUCAGACUUUCGUGCUAUUCCUCAGAGUCAAUCAGACUCACAUACAGCUACUUCUGAGCACAGACUGGACUUAAGUUCAAAUUCAAGCCCCAAUAGCUGGACUUCAUCUGCGUCUAAGACACAGCAAGCCCGGGAAAAGUUCCUCCAGUCUUCUUGGACCUCAGCGGACAAGCCUCCAGCUUCUAAGGAAUAUGGUCUGACCUUUACUUCCCCCCAGGCGGCUGGGAAAGGGUCCUCUGGGGUCACUACUGCUCCUGGUCAGUCUACCCAGGACAGGACAAAGGACAAAGCUCGCAAUUUCCUUAUCCAGAACCUUAAACCAGGUUUGGCCUCAAAUGGUCAGGGGAGUGCUGCUGCUCAGGGACCGACCAGGUCUUCUCCUACCCCAUCCCGCGCUGCGACGUCGGACUCUAAAGCUGAAGGGCUGAGAGGGCUUCCCAAGGCGAAGGUGGAGCCGGCAUCUCCCUGGCCCGGCUCUGCGGCCGAGCUCUCGUCCAAGAGCAAGACUUCCGCCCCAGCGUCGCCCCAAAGAGCGAGGAAGAGCCCGACUUUCUCUCGGUCGGGCCAGGAGCUCCUGAACCCCAGGCAGAAGCCGGACACCUCCGUGGUAAAUGGUCAGGGUCCCCGCUCUACUGAAAACCAGAUCGAGGAUCCUGCCGGUUGGCGGUCCAAACUAAAGCCCGUGGAGAAGAUAUCUUCAGUGGACAAGGUUCCAGAGCGAAAGGAAAAAGUCACUCCAGCUCCCGCAGAGACCAAGGGAUCGGUCCUUUCCAAGAAGCCUUUGGAAAAUUCCUCCACAAGUUUCCAGAUCACGCUGACCUCGCCUCUAAAGGACAAGACCUCCACCACCGCCCUUCCCAGUAAGAGCCAGGGCUCUGUCCCUGCCCCCCAAAAGGCAUUGAAGACUCCGAGGGAGAUGAAAAGGGAGCAGGAGCUUCUGGAACAGUAUGUGAAUACGGUGAAUGAUCGCAGCGACAUCGUGGACUGUCUGGAUGAGGAUCGGCUCAGGGAGCAAGAGGAGGACCAGGUGAUCCAGGACAUGAUCCAGAAGCUAGAUCUCCAGAAGGAGGGAGCAGAGAAGAAGAAACACAAGACUGGCCGCUUAUCCAAGAUUUGGAGGCCCAGGAGUAAAAGCAAAACCUCAGAGUGACGGCUCCCUCUCUCCAAGGACCCAGCCAAAGAAGUGGGGUGAUAAUGUGUCUCCACCCCACAACUCCAUCCAUCAUGGCAGCCUCACCCACUAUGUGGGACGGGAAGGACGAGAGGGAAUAUGGAAUCCAGGACUCGUUAGAGGGUGACAAGCUUGUCUCGUCCCACAGUGGGAAGGAAGGACCCGAGUGAUGGCCAGCUCACAAUGUCCUCUCCUUCGGAGGGGGCACUCAGUGGCCUGCUUAUUCUGGGGAGGCAGAGACCUGCUGGGCUUCUAGUAGAAGCAGAGACUUCAGGGCCAGGGAAGGGCAAACCCUCUUGCCUUUAAGAGAGAUCUUCGACGGCCUCAUAAUAAUAAUAAAAAUAAACGCA
Gracilinanus agilis (Agile Gracile Mouse Opossum) is the source of this 2744-nucleotide messenger RNA. RefSeq names its product MICAL like 2 (gene MICALL2). The transcript is spliced from 11 exons. Bases 1 to 2373 code for a protein of 790 amino acids. Gene Ontology annotation, molecular function: protein binding. The record is from RefSeq and is a predicted model, not a curated record. NCBI's taxonomy places the organism in Eukaryota, Metazoa, Chordata, Mammalia, Didelphimorphia, Didelphidae.